AUGGAGGUCCAUCCACCUCCGGUGGAGGAGCGGCGGCGACUGCAGGAGGAGCUGAACCAGUUCGUAGAGGGCUGCUACCGAAAGCUGGAAGAGGUGACAGCGACUCUGGGCUGGAGCUUGGAUCAGCUGGAUCCCGGGGAAGAGGAGGCGGAGGAGGAUGAAGUUGUAAUCUGCCCUUAUGAUUCCAGUCAUCAUAUGCCUAAAUCAUCUUUAGCAAAGCACAUGGUAUCAUGUAGAUUGAGGAAACUGGACUAUACCAAAGAAGAAGAGGAUGAAAUGUAUAAUCCUGAAUUUUUUUAUAAGAAUGUGAACAUACCUUCAGUUACUCUGAAUAAAGACUUACAAUUACAGAUAAUUAAACAAGCUAGAACUGCAGAUGGAAAAGAUGGUGAAUCUUCUAAUCAAAAUAUUUAUUCUGCAUUGCCUGCUGAAGUGCCUUUGAAUCACAAACGAUUUGUUUGUGACCUAACUCAAGCUGAUCGCCUUGCCAUCUAUGACUUUGUAGUUGGUGAAACAACGAAAAAGCGCUCCAGUUCUCAAAUCAUUGAAAAUGACAGUGAUCUUUUUGUAGACUUGGCUGCUAAAGUUAAUCAAGAUAAUAGUCAAAAAUGCCCCAAAUCUUACCUUGAAAUUCUGGCAGAAGUGAGAGAUUAUAAAAGACGACGCCAGUCUUACAGAGCUAAGAAUGUGCACAUAACCAAGAAAUCAUACACUGAGGUGAUUCGGGAUGUGAUAAAUGUACACAUGGAAGAACUUAGUAAUCAGUGGCAAGAAGAGCAGGAAAAAUCAGAGGAUGGUGCCGUAAAAAGGGAAGAUAGGCGAUCAGCUUCAGUAGAUUCAUGGCAGUCUCGUGGAAGCUAUAUGGAUGCUGAAUGCUCACGACAUAGAAGAGAUCGGAGUCGGAGCCCACAUAAACGAAAGAAAAAUAAAGAUAAGGAUAGAAGCUUGGACUCUAGAAGAAGGAAAGAGAGGGAUGGAGAAAGAUACCAUAGUCAUAAAAGAAGAAAGCAAUAA
Elephantulus edwardii (Cape elephant shrew) is the source of this 1014-nucleotide messenger RNA. RefSeq names its product small nuclear ribonucleoprotein 48kDa (U11/U12) (gene SNRNP48). Gene Ontology annotation, cellular component: cytosol; U12-type spliceosomal complex; nucleoplasm. The record is from RefSeq and is a predicted model, not a curated record. The coding region runs from base 1 to 1014 and encodes 337 amino acids. Lineage: Eukaryota; Metazoa; Chordata; Mammalia; Macroscelidea; Macroscelididae. The transcript is spliced from 9 exons.